AUUCCCGCCACAGAAUCCGUCGAGCACGGACGCGAAGGGAUUAUCAACAUUCUUUUGGACUCUUGACAAGAUGCGAACGACAGCGAUGCUGUUGCUGGUGCUCGGCCUUGUGGCCAUCCAUUACGUCGAUGAAGGAGUGGCUCAUGUACUGCCCUUGGCCGGAACCUAUCUGAUAUCUCCGGCAGGUCCAAUUCUGUAUCUAGUCCAACCCCCACCACCACCAGAGGAUGAUGGCUUAUACAAACCUCCCGGCCCCGGAAAAGAUGGAUUGUGGCAGCCGCAGCCCGGACAAGAGGGAGAGCCAGAACCAGACCCCGCGCCAGAGCCAGAACUCAGCCAGAGUCAAAGUGGCGGCGCCAGCUCGGAUGCCGGUGAGGAUGGAGGCUCUCUGAGCUCGGACAGCUCUGGUUCUGCAGCCGCUGGUGAUGGCUCGGGAGCUGCAGGUGCUGCUGGAGGAGGAGCCGGAGGAGCCGGCGGCGCCGGACAGCCUGGUGGUCUUCUAGGUGGUGCGGGUGGAGCAGGCGGAUCAGGAGGCGGCGGCAGCGCAGGGGGCGGAGGAGCAGGUGCAGGCGGCGGUGGAGGAGGAACACUCACAUCCGGUCAGAGCGGAGAAAAUGGACAGCCGGGAGCGCCCAGUCCGUCUGGACCACAGCCCGACGGCGAGGACGGUGCCGAUGGAGCCGACGGUCCAGAUGGACCAGAUGGUUCCAAGGGAGGAAAGGGUGGUGGCGGUGGAAAGGGAGCGCGCAAUGGUGCCGGCGGUGGGGCUGGGGCGGGAGGCGCCGCACCCCAACCCCCACCACUUCCCUUAGCUCCCGCUGUUCUCGUCCCAGCCCCCGUCUGGCCCGAUCCGGAGUUGAAUUUGAUCCACGUUAUCUAGAUGCCCUCUGAACUUUCUGCCAUUUCCCAUAUAUGUACCUUCUUGAUAACCGAUUAAGCAACCAUUAGUCUUAGGUCUAGUCAAUGUUUCUGUAACUCACAAUUACCUUAAGCUGAAGCAAACGAAUAUUAAAAUUCCAUUACACAGUGUACAAAAGGA
Molecule: messenger RNA, 1039 nt
Organism: Drosophila persimilis
Lineage: Eukaryota; Metazoa; Arthropoda; Insecta; Diptera; Drosophilidae
Exons: 3
Coding region: 71-880 (269 amino acids)
Source: RefSeq, a predicted model, not a curated record